Asparagus officinalis (garden asparagus) is the source of this 1310-nucleotide messenger RNA. RefSeq lists its product as uncharacterized. Gene Ontology annotation, cellular component: nucleus. Gene Ontology annotation, biological process: regulation of flower development. The transcript is spliced from 4 exons. Bases 172 to 1035 code for a protein of 287 amino acids. The record is from RefSeq and is a predicted model, not a curated record. Gene Ontology annotation, molecular function: protein binding. NCBI's taxonomy places the organism in Eukaryota, Viridiplantae, Streptophyta, Magnoliopsida, Asparagales, Asparagaceae.
AUCACCUCCCUUGUCCUUUCUUAUCUCCCUUCUCUGUCACGGACGCAGCACGCACAAGAAACAACAACAACAGUAACUGAGGUUACACUUCCUAGAGAGAGAGAGAGAGAGAGGGAGGUUGUACUUCUAGAGAGAGAAAGCAAUUGGAGAGAGAGAGAGAGAGAGAGAGUCAUGCAUGCUGAGUCCGGACUCAUGUUUCCCGUGCUGCAGAGCUUCACUCACCACCUCUCUCAACCAGCUGACGAGAAUCUGCUCUGCAGCUUCCACACUGAGCUCCCCUAUGAUGUCCCUCACAUGGGAAACAUGAUGCAAACAUCCAAUAUUUUGGAGUAUGAUCUAGGAGCUGAAGGGGUUCUAUUCGAAGCUCCAGCUCCGAUCCUAGAAGAACCUGAGCUUGCACUGGAUCCUCUCAGUGCUGCUAUGACAAUUAUAUCUAAUGGACAAGAUAUCGCAAACGAAACCAUCCAAAAUGUACAUCUGAACAACGUCCUAUACGACUGCAAGAACGAACUUCUAGCCCAGUAUUUAAUCAACGAACAAUGUCCUGAGGCUAACGAUGUUAAGAUUCCUGUGACGGGAAUAGAGCAAGCUUUGAAUCUCGAAGGUAUCAGAUCGGAUGGACAAGGAAAUUUGCAAAAAAGUUUAAGCACCGGGUGUCUCAAUUCUGUGGAGAUGGUGGGGGGUUGCAAUAUGAGACCGAAUUUUUUAGAUUUUCAGGCAAUGGAUUUUGAAACGGCGUUUGGAUUGAGGAGGGCAUACAGUGAAGGAGAUAUUCAGGCUCUUGAAAGUUCUGCCACAAAUUUAGGAAACACGAGCAACGCUCAUGUCUGUUUGGAGAGACAACCUACCAUCGGUGAGCUGAGGACCGAGGACCGACAGCAGAAACUUUCAAGAUACUGGAAGAAGAAGAGUAAAAGGAAUUUUGGAAGAAAAAUCAAGUAUGAAUGCAGGAAGGCCUUAGCAGAUAACCAGCCAAGAGUACGAGGACGAUUUGCGAAGACCGAAGAUUGUGAUAUCUCUAAAUUGCUCAAGUAAAUUGAGUUAUAUAUAUAUAUCUUGCAAAGGGAAAAAUAUUCAGCGCUACUACUAAUUCCACUGGAUUUAAAAUUUCGAAGUCGACUCAAUAAUAGAAAAGAUCAGGCUCUAUACUAUGAUGACUUCAAUGAUCUAUUGGUAUAUGUCUUUGCUGUAGUAAGUAUCCUUCAUGUAAUAUUCUUCCUGCCCUUCUCUAUUUGUAGCUACGUAGAUCUGUGAAAAGGUUUUAAUAAAAGAUGAAUAUGCUGGAUGUCCCCCAAUUGGCUUUUGUAGAA